Episyrphus balteatus (marmalade hoverfly) is the source of this 850-nucleotide messenger RNA. RefSeq lists its product as uncharacterized. The record is from RefSeq and is a predicted model, not a curated record. The coding region runs from base 155 to 850 and encodes 231 amino acids. Lineage: Eukaryota; Metazoa; Arthropoda; Insecta; Diptera; Syrphidae. The transcript has 3 exons.
AACAUUUUUCUUUUUCUGCAUUUUUUUUUAAUCAAAAUAAACUAAAAUAAAUAAAAUAGAUGUUGAUGAUUUAAAUAUAAAUAAAGAAACAAAAAAGUAUUUUUCUUUGACAUUCUAAUAAAACAAUCUUCUAAAUUAAAAAAAGAGAUCAAUCAUGAGUUUCGAUACAAAAGCCGGUUCCUCUUCCAAAAAUCAUCCAAAAAUGUCCCAAAAUAAAUCCGAUAUGGACGAACACAUUGCUCUUUGCAAAGCUACCGAUGCCAUCCUUCAAAAAGCCAUUACCUCGGAUGAACAUUUCUCCGAUUUACCACCAGAUUGUACACUUGAAGAGCUUCAAGCUGCGAUUGCCUUGGCCAGAGGACAAGUGACAACUAUUUAUGUGAAACGAGAUGGCCUUUCUACGCUUAAAGUUGUGCUACCCCAACAAAAUCCAACUAUAGCAAAUCUCAAGAGAGCCAUCGAACGCACGGCGAAUUUGCUCCAUCAACGAACUAAAAAAUCAACAUCAUCAGCAAACGAUCACGAAAGAGCAAAAGAUACGAAAAAAAGCUCCACCGACACACCUCCACGGCGAAUUAAUGACGGUGGUGGUUCUCUAAUAGCAGCACCACGACCAGGAAACCAACAUCGCAGCAAUCCGUCAUGGCGUUUUCUCUGGAGAGCCUAUUGCCUUACUGAGGCAAUUUACAAAGAACCCGAGCACUACCUCAAAGCAUCAGAGAAGCAGCAGCAAACACUGCCAGACACAGACGGUCGUCAGUUGUUAAGUGACUUCGGUAUCGGUCACAAGUCGGUGCUGCGAUUCGUUAAACGUGAAAACUACUUUGGUCGUCAGAGGCAACGUAGCUAG